Messenger RNA from Beta vulgaris subsp. vulgaris (sugar beet), 1224 nucleotides. RefSeq names its product cystinosin homolog. Lineage: Eukaryota; Viridiplantae; Streptophyta; Magnoliopsida; Caryophyllales; Amaranthaceae. Gene Ontology annotation, biological process: L-cystine transport. Gene Ontology annotation, cellular component: vacuolar membrane. The coding region runs from base 80 to 907 and encodes 275 amino acids. The record is from RefSeq and is a predicted model, not a curated record. The transcript is spliced from 8 exons. Gene Ontology annotation, molecular function: L-cystine transmembrane transporter activity.
CUGUUAAAAUUACCAGAAAUGAUCCUUUCUUCUGCCAUCCUUUAAAAAACACAAAUAGAGAGAGAAAAAGCAAGAAUCUAUGGGAACACAGUGGAAUUCAUAUCCGUUGGAAAUCAUAUACCAGACUUUCGGAUGGAUCGCUUUCUUCUCUUGGUCUAUCAGUUUCUAUCCCCAACUUAUCCUCAAUUUCCGCCGUAAAAGUGUUGUGGGGUUGAAUUUUGAUUUUGUGGUGCUGAAUUUGACGAAGCAUAGUACGUAUCUCAUAUACAACGCGACACUUUACUUCAGCUCAGUUGUUCAGAGGCAGUACCGCGACAAGUAUGGCAUUGGCGAGAUGAUUCCUGUCGCUGCAAAUGAUGUUGCAUUCUCCAUACAUGCUGUUAUUUUAACAGCAUUUACUUUGUUCCAGAUCUGUAUCUAUGAACGUGGAAACCAAAAGUUCUCGAAGAUUUCCUUCUUACUUGUUUUUGCUGCAUGGGGUGCUGCUGCAGUAUGUGUUCUUAUUGCCUUGCCAAGCCAUUCUUGGCUUUGGCUGAUCACUGUCUUCAACACUAUUCAAGUGACCAUGACAGUCAUUAAAUAUAUUCCCCAGGCAUUUAUGAACUUUUACAGGAAAAGCACAGAAGGAUUUAGCAUAGCGAACAUUUUACUCGAUUUUCUUGGAGGAGUGACGAACUAUGCACAAAUGGCUACACAGUCUAUUGAUCAAGGUUCUUGGGUGAAUUUCUAUGGAAAUAUAGGGAAGACCUUACUAUCUCUUGUGUCUAUCUUCUUUGAUCUUUUGUUCAUGUUACAACACUAUGUGCUAUAUCGUAGCAAGCCAAUAUGUCAUCCUCUUAAGCUUGAUGAGGCAAACAAGGAGCCACUGUUGAAAACCUCUGAUCCAGCAACGUCAGACCUUCCGUAAAGCAUGACCUUGGAGGAUUUUAGUCUGAUCAACCCAAUUAUUGAGUAUUUUAAACAUGGGCUUCGGCAAUUGAUUUUAGAGAAACUCCUGCAUCUCUAGCACAGAACUCUUUCUUUAAAAUGAAAUGGACGAAGAUACACCCCACUAUACCUGCAAUUAAUUUAGCGAGUGAACGCUCCACUAUACCAGCAAUUCUGCAAGAAUGUUCUCAAAGAUAAGACUAUUGGUCAUCAAAUUUAUAGGAACAGAAGACAAGUUUGUACAUAUGAUAUCUUUUCAUUUUUACCAUCUGGAAAUGAUAGAUGUUUCUUUAUUUC